Molecule: messenger RNA, 561 nt
Organism: Phalaenopsis equestris
Lineage: Eukaryota; Viridiplantae; Streptophyta; Magnoliopsida; Asparagales; Orchidaceae
Exons: 1
Coding region: 49-435 (128 amino acids)
Source: RefSeq, a predicted model, not a curated record
UCUCUUAUAAAAGAGGCCGACCUCCAUCCUUGCUCAUCAUUGUACCCAAUGGCUCUGAAGCCUGUAAAGCUAGACGAAGAGACGAAGAAACUGUUAGAAGAAGAAUUGCCGAAGAAGGCUCGCCAUCCCCACACCAUUCGCCACAUAGAGAAGAAAUUGGUCGACAAAGGCGUUCACCGAAUGGAGCGCCGUUCCGGCGACGGCAUCGGGAUCGGCCGCGGUUUACCCAAGGCGGGCCACGGCGGCCGGUUCACUUGGGAGGGUCCCGACGGCGAGGCUGAGUUGGUGGAUUUGGAGGAGAGGGAACCCUAUUAUAUGGAGGAAGAGGAAGAGGAGGAGAAAGAGAUGGUGGUUGGGGAAGUGGAGGUGGCUAAGGUGGCUGAGGGCAGACAAGGGGUUUCGAGAAUUGAGAUUCGAGAGCCGAAUCUUGUCUGAAAUUUCUGCUGGCUCGAUCGUCUUCUUGUAUCUGUUUGUUCUAUGUCUGUAGGCUUCGUAUGAUAUGUAUAACAUUGGAGAAGUUUUGUUUUAUGUAUUUUUAUUUAAUUUAAAGAGUAUAAUAUA